AUGAGGAGAUACUGCCCCAGGCUUCAGGGCAAGGCACUACAGCAGGGUCAACAGCUUAUAAUUUUAGUACUAGUUGCCCAGCCGUCUAGAGGUGGAGAGCAGACUGGUAGAGGCCGUCCUAGAGAGCCUAGCCAAGUUUUUGCGUGUGUUGUUUCUCAGUCUUCAUUAUUGGGGCAGAUCAAGGACCGACAAUUCGAUGAUCCACGCUUGGCGGUUCUUAGAGAGACAGUGCUGCAAGGUAAUGCCAAGAAGGUUGACCAAGUCGGGCCACUUCAUUCCAGUGGCGACUACUUAUACUUCAAAGAGGCUUACUCUUCCGAUGAUUCUGCUAGGAAACUUGGUGCUUAUCUUAUUCAAGCUCAAUUGCAGGCUUCUAAUAGCUCAAGUGCCUUAUUCCUAACAGCUGCUGCAAAUAACUUACUGUGUUUAAAAUUGGCUGAGGGGUUAGGAGUGAAAACAUCAAGUAAAUGGCUAACUUGGUUCAAGGUUUCAAGCAUACCAGCAAUUAUAUCUCUUCUAGCAAGUCCAGCUAUUCUAUACAAGAUUUUCCCUCUAGAAAUGAAGAACACACCAGAUGCUCCAUUAAUGGCUAGAAGGAAACUGGAGCAGAUGGGUCCCAUCAAAAGUGAUCAGUGGGUUAUGAUGAUAGUCAUGCUUGUAACUGUUGCAUUAUGGAUUUCUGGAGAGGCUCUUGGGCUAGCAAGUGUUAUCACAGCAAUGCUAGGAUUGUCACUACUUUUGGCAUUUGGAAUACUUACUUGGGAUGAUUGCUUAAGUGAAAAAUCUGCAUGGGAUACCUUAGCUUGGUUUGGAGUUUUAAUAGGGAUGGCAACACAAUUAACUACUCUUGGAGUUGUUGCUUGGAUGUCAAAUGUUGUGGCUAAUUUCCUCAACUCUCUUUCACUACAUUGGUUUGGAGCAUUUUGUAUACUUCUAGGAACAUAUUACUUCAUUCACUACUUGUUUGCUAGUCAAACUGCUCAUGUUGCAGCUUUGUACCCAGCAUUACUUGGAAUGUGUUUGGCAUCAAAAAUUCCAAAUCUUCUUGCUACAUUGUUAUUGGGAUACUUCAGUAAUCUUUUUGGUGCAUUGACACAUUAUAGCAGUGGUCAAGCUGCAGUAUAUUAUGGAGCUGGUUAUGUGGAACUACGCGAUGUCUUCAAAAUGGGGAUUACCAUAGCUCUUAUUAAUAUUGCCAUAUGGGGAUUAGUAGGAGCUGGUUGGUGGAAGAUUCUUGGCCUUUACUGAGACUGAAAAAUAUGCAAGUGAAUCUUGUGUUAGAAAAUAUGGCAAUAUUGACAAUAGAAGAACAGAAAACACUUGAAGAUUUAAAUACUGUGUCAAUGUCAAGUCACUGUCUUAAAAGCGAUUUCAGCUAGGCUAGGUGCAAAUCGUUGAGAUCAGUAGCUCCCAAAGGUUACACGACACUCUCAAACACGUGUACUCAUGACCGGAAGUUCGGAAUUUUGCAUAAAUACAAUUGCCCAGAAACUUAUUGAAGAACAAGAGAAAGAGAGGAAUGUGUUUUCUGUGUUAGUAUAGAAGAGAAAUCAGAACUUGUAUAUACAAGUAAGGAGGCAAUGGUUAGGUGGUAAUAGCCAAGAUCUGAAAUGGCUGUAAGGUUAAUUGUAUUUAUGGUUUAAAUUCAGGAAUAACAUAAUGACUGCU
This is a messenger RNA of Nicotiana tabacum (common tobacco), 1668 nucleotides long. Its product is annotated as dicarboxylate transporter 2.1, chloroplastic-like. Gene Ontology annotation, molecular function: transmembrane transporter activity. NCBI's taxonomy places the organism in Eukaryota, Viridiplantae, Streptophyta, Magnoliopsida, Solanales, Solanaceae. The record is from RefSeq and is a predicted model, not a curated record. Gene Ontology annotation, cellular component: membrane. Gene Ontology annotation, biological process: transmembrane transport.